Striga asiatica is the source of this 1248-nucleotide messenger RNA. The record is from the annotation of a GenBank genome assembly. Lineage: Eukaryota; Viridiplantae; Streptophyta; Magnoliopsida; Lamiales; Orobanchaceae.
AUGGGAAAGCAACCAGUGAGGAUGAAGGCAGUGGUGUAUGCUUUGUCUCCAUUCCAGCAGAAGGUGAUGCCUGGACUCUUGAAAGAUUUCACUGGAAAAAUCGCGCACAAGAUAUCUGAUAAUUGGAUUAGCACCACUCUCCUGCUUGGCCCUCUCGUUGGAACCUACUCAUUCUGCUUAAAUGAGUUGAUUGAUAAUGUUGAAGGAUGUUUGAAUUUGUUUUGCUUACAAAAAGAAGGAAGAGUGUUCAGGGAGGGAGAAAAUGAAAAUAUCCAAUGGCAGCAAUUACGGAGAGCAGUGUUUAUCUGCAAAGCUGAGCUUCAUUCAAAGAAUCAAUGGCCUUCUGAAACCCCCAAUUCCAUAAACCCUAAUUCUCAAAACUUGAAAUACUUCAAACCCUUACAAUUCCUUUUCAUCCCAACUCGCAAACCCUUUAUUGAAAAAGGGGCGGGUAAUUUUCAUGGAUCCGCCAUUGUUGACCUUGUCCGUCGCGGUCAUCUUCGUUUUGUGCUCCGUAAUCGUCGAGUCGCAGCGAAUUGUGGAUCGGCCGCCGCCGCCGCUGGUGUUCUCACCACGGCCACCAUCUCAUCCGCGGCCUCCGCCGUCUCCGCCCUUCGUUCCGUCGCGUCCGCUCCGACCACCGCCACCCCCUCGGCGGCACACGCGCCUCCACCUGCCGCCGCCCCACAGGCGGCACGAUCCCCACAUGAUGAAAUCGCCCCCACCGCGGAGAAAGCCGAGCCUCAACUUGGGGAAGAAGAUCGGGCUGAUGUUCAUAGGAGUCGCAGUGGUGCUCCAAGUGUGCGUUGUUGGCUUCUUGCUUAUAAGCAGACGGAGAUUUUUGAAGCAGGAAAACAGUCUCUAAAUAGAAGGAAGACAAAGGAAAUUACCCAAUUGAAAUUCACAGGUGAUGGAAGAUGAAUGAACGACUUGUACAUGACACUUCAUUUGCAUUUGAUCUGAACAGCUGACAAAACGUAGUUCGAUUCUUUUAGGAGAAAAAUGGUUGUGCAUGCAAUAGCUCUACCUGUAUAUUGAUAUUAGUCACAGCUAUAAAAGUUCCCUUGUGUAUAUGAUUUGUUUGAAUUACUUCACCUUCACCCAUAGCUCGAUUGUUGAAGGAGAAAAUGGAUGUGAAUAUCUUAGCUACACCAGUAAAUUGAUCUUAGUGGAAGGCUCAAAGCUUCAAAAGCUCAUUUGUGCAUAUGAUUUGUGUCAGUUGGUUUACCUAUGCAGAUUGUGCAUUUA